AUGCCCGGCCUGAUCUCGCGACUGCGACCGCGCCUGCAGCUUCCACGUCUGGCGGCGCGCGCAAGACUGCUGUCGACGCUCCCGAACACCCCGAUCUUCCGAGCUCUGCAGAGCCACGACCCGGCCAGUUUAGCUGUCGUACACAGCUUGAGCGAGCGCUCCUUUACAUAUGGAAGUCUGAUCGGCGAUGUUAUCCGCGCGAAGGAGCAGCUUGAAUACAAGACCACGGGCAAGCUGGCUGGGGAGCGAGUCGCUUUUUUGGCGGAGAAUAGCUAUGACUACGUAGUGACUAUGCUGGCUAUUUUUGCAAGCGACGCUAUUGCAUUGCCUUUAUCCCCGUCUUUCCCUAUUGGUGAACUGCAGUAUAUCUUGGACAACUCGGAGGCCAAGAUGCUCCUAGCGACGGAGAAAUAUGCCGACAAGGCAGAGCAGGUUCUUAAGGCUGGAUUGCAGCGGGACCCUUUGUUCGAUAUCAGACACAAGCUCAAGGAAGGCGCUCAGAAUGAGUCUGUUCAAUUGGAGAAUCUGAAGCAGCCUGCCUCUGGGGGUAUGAUGCUGUAUACAUCUGGGACUACGAAUCGACCGAAAGGAGUACUCAUCCCCGACUCCGCAAUUGCAGCACAAGCGACUUCCCUCCUCAAAGCAUGGAACUAUACACCUCAAGACCGACUACUCCACCUACUUCCACUCCACCACAUCCACGGCGUGGUCAACGCAAUCUUAACCCCGAUAUUCGCCGGCUCCUCCAUUGAAUUCAUGUACCCGUUCAACCCAGACCAAGUCUGGUGCCGCCUCGCUGCCCCAUUCACAAACGAACCCAAACCAAAAAUUACCUUCCUCACAGCCGUCCCAACAGUCUACAACCGCCUGAUGACAUCCUUUACCACCCUGCCAUUAGAAACCCAACAAGCCGCCAAACAAGGAAUAUCUCCAUCAAAUCUCCGCCUCAACAUCUCCGGCUCUGCGGCCCUUCCAACCCCCACAAAAACAAAAUGGACCUCCCUAAGCACUGGCAACAUCCUCCUCGAACGCUUCGGUAUGACGGAAGUAGGAAUGGCCAUAAGCUGCGGUCUUGACCCAAAUGACCGCAUCGAUGGAAGCGUAGGCUGGCCCUUACCAGGCGUACAAGCCCGUCUCGUCGACACAGAAACCGACGAAAUAAUCCCACUAGACAGUACUCGCGAAGGCGAGAUCCAACUCCGCGGUGAAACUAUCUUCCACAGCUACUGGGAUAAUGAGAAAGCCACAACUGAAAGCUUCGUCUCCGCUGACGACGGCGGGAAAUCGUGGUUUAAGACUGGUGAUGUCGCGACUAGACGGGUCGUUGAGGGGGCCGGGUCCGGAUCUAGUGGUGAAUGGGCGAAGGGUCCUAUGUAUUUCAUUCAGGGUCGGAAGAGUGUGGAUAUCAUCAAGACGGGCGGGGAGAAGGUUAGCGCGUUGGAGGUUGAGAGGGAGAUGCUAUCUCUGCCUCAAAUCGUAGAGGCUGCCGUCGUGGGUCUCCCCUCGGAAAAAUGGGGUCAAAAAGUCGCUGCUGUUGUCGUCCUCGGUGCUAAUGUGGCGAGUACGGGACGAAACGGCAAGGCGUGGGGACCGAUGGAUUUGCGACGAGCACUGAAGGAUCGAUUGGCUUUGUAUAAGAUUCCACAGGAGAUGAAAGUUUUAGAUGCGAUUCCGAGGAAUGCAAUGGGCAAGGUGAACAAGAAAGCUCUUGUGAAGCAAGUGUUUGGUAUUUGA
Penicillium atrosanguineum is the source of this 1734-nucleotide messenger RNA. Its product is annotated as acyl-CoA synthetase. The record is from RefSeq and is a predicted model, not a curated record. Gene Ontology annotation, biological process: fatty acid metabolic process. Bases 1 to 1734 code for a protein of 577 amino acids. Gene Ontology annotation, molecular function: medium-chain fatty acid-CoA ligase activity. The transcript is spliced from 5 exons. Lineage: Eukaryota; Fungi; Ascomycota; Eurotiomycetes; Eurotiales; Aspergillaceae.